Molecule: messenger RNA, 3177 nt
Organism: Populus trichocarpa (black cottonwood)
Lineage: Eukaryota; Viridiplantae; Streptophyta; Magnoliopsida; Malpighiales; Salicaceae
Exons: 11
Coding region: 181-2859 (892 amino acids)
Molecular function (GO): protein binding
Source: RefSeq, a predicted model, not a curated record
GGUAUUAUUGUAAUAUAAGAAAACUACAUGGGAACUUUGUUAAUCAAGUCCUGCCUGGUUUCUUUUCUUUAUAUCCGUUCCCCAUCUCUUCUCCUCCACUAAACCUCUUCUCUCCCAUUGCCAACUGCUCCCUCCUCUGCUGCAAGAGAACUUUAAGAUAGACAAAGAAGAGAAGGCUAGAUGGGUACACCUCCAUAUUUGAUGAAGAGAGUCUACGAAGCAGCCUCGAAAGGAGACUGGGAUUCGAUGAAAACAGCUUACAAAGGAACAGAUGAUAAGUACAUGAUGUCUCCAAUAACGGUUUUAAAAGAUACUGCAUUUCACUUGGCAGUGUAUAGCAAAAAGGAUGAACCGCUUCAAAGUCUACUUCGUAUUGUUAGUGGAAACUCAAUUCCCGGGAAUCCCUGUACAUUACAGAAUGCGUAUGGAAACACAGUUCUUCAUGAAGCUGUUUUUACUGGAAAUAUGAAAGCUGUAGAGCUCUUACUCCAGUUUACCCCUAAAGAACAGUGUGAAUAUGAUCCUUCAAAGCAACUUGAGACUAAAAACGAGCUUGGGGAGACUCCAUUGUAUAGAGCUGCUUCAUGUGGUAAGAAAGAAAUAGUGGAGUAUUUAGUUAUAAAAAUGAAGCAAAUCUACAAGGGAAAGCUAUUAGAAGAGCACCGCAGGAGAGAAAAGUUAGAUAAAGAAAAGAAUAAUAACUCCGAGAAAGUAGAUUUAAAGCCGAUUCUUCAUGCUGCCAUCGAAGGACAACACUUUGAAACUGCUCUGACGUUGCUGAAACGGGAUCCAUCACUUGAUGAUAUGACGGACGAACAGGGCAGGACCUGUCUUCAUCUCCUUGCUGAGAUGCCUAGUGCUUUCAAGAGUGGACGUGCAAUGCUCAAAUAUUCCAUUAGGAACCUGAUAUACUGUUGCCUUUCCGCAUCAAAUGGUGAUGACGACCAGAGCAAGAGUAAAAAAGAAACUGAAGCUCUGACGUUGCUCGAACGGGAUCCAUCACUUGAUAUGACGGAAGAACAGGGCAGGACCUGUCUUCAUCUCCUUGCUGAGAUGCCUAGUGCUUUCAAGAGUGGAUAUGCAAUGCUCAAAUAUUCCAUUAGGAAGAUAUACUGUUGCCUUUCCGCAUCAAAUGGUGAUGACGACCAGAGCAAGAGUAAAAAAGGCCAUUCCGCCGCAAAUGGUGACCAGAGCAAGAGUAAAAAAGGAUACAAAGUGCUAAAUUUCAAAGUGGAGCUGCAUGGCAAUAAUAUCUCCGAAGAAAUACAAUAUGGCGCUAACUAUAUAUCAUAUAUAGACAUAUUUUUCAUCUGCAAGCAAGUUGUCAAUGAUGACUUCAAAGAAUUUCAAAUUCGAGAUGGACAAGACAAUAAAGUUUUUGAUGAUGCUUCCACAUUGAAGAUGUUGUCUUUGCAUGAACAUCAAAAUCAAAUUGUCUUGGUCGUUGAUACAGCUCCAAAAAGUAGACCUCAAUACUACUCAAGUGAACCUCAUAAAGGAUGGCAGGCGGUAAAAAUCAAGAAAGAAAAGGACAAGCAUGAAUCUGCAUUGAAACUUGCCAAGGAGCUUAUAGAAAAGAACAAGCGUCAUUGGUGGCAAUCUAUCAAUGUAGCGGAUUCUAACAGAGUUAAUAUCGAAACCCCUGGUAAAGGAGGAAGAGGACAAGGAGUAGACCCAAACCCGUUGUUUAUAGCAAUUAGUAAUGGAAUAGAAGAGAUUGCUAAAGAAAUACUUGAAAAAUUUCCUCAGGGUGUUGAGCUUGUUAAUGAAACAGGACAGAACAUAAUGCAUGUAGCUGUGAUGCAUCGACAGCUGGAGAUUUACAAUUAUGUAAAGAAAAAGUUCAAACCAAUUAUGGUCAGGCUGUGUUCGAGGAUCGAUAAUAAUGGCUACACAUUGUUACACCAAGUUGCACACAUGAAGCACUACCGCGGAGGAACCAAGCCCAGCCCUGCACUCAAGCUACAAGAAGAAAUACAAUGGUUCAAGCGGGUGCAGAGGGCGGUUCCACCUUAUCUGUCCGAGAAGCGGGCACCGAGGGAGGAUCCGCCUGACAAUGAGCACAAAGUGACAGCACACAAUUUCUUCUUACAAAUGGAGCUUGAAGAUCAUCUAAGGGUGGUGGUUCCGCCUGACAAUGAGUACAAACUGACAGCACACAAGUUCUUACAAAUGGAGCCUGAAGAUCAUCUAAGGGUGGUGGUUCUGCCUUAUAAAGCAAUGCAACGUGACAAGGACUGCAAAUUGACUGCACUCGAGCUCUUCCAAGAGGAGCAUAAAGCUCAACUCAAGUUGGCGCAAGAAUGGAUCGAGAAGACCUCUCAGUCAUGCUCAGCAGUAGCCGUUCUUUUGGCCACCGUUGUCUUUGCUGCCGCUUACACUAUACCUGGAGGUUCUAACGAUCUUGGCUUUCCCAUUUUCCUUCACAACCGUUUCUUCUUAGCUUUCACUGUCUUGGAUGUUAUCGCCUUGGCUAGCUCCUUGACCUCUGUUGUGAUGUUCCUUUCUAUCCUCACCUCUCCUUUUGAAUAUGAGAACUUCUACCACAAUAUUCCUCGGAAACUGAUAUGGGGCUUCACUUUACUCUUCCUCUCAGUGAUGACAACCAUGCUUGCUUUUGCUUGCACCCUUUUUCUAAUAAUUCAUUUCAGAAAGAAAUGGACCACGGGUCUUAUUUCGUUUGCUGCUUUCUUUCCAGUGACAGUAUUUGCACUAAUGCAGUUCCCUUUAUAUGUCUCAUUUCUGAGCACUACGAAGGACCUCUUUAAGGAAGUCGGGAAGUACCUGCCUCGAUAUUGCUGCCCUUUUCGGUGCCAGCGUUGUAGGAAAAUGAGGCGAAUAUUCUGUUUGGCUUACUAGCUGGUUACAACAGAUAAGUUCUCCUAAACGUACGUGUUAAUGGGGACCAACUGUAUCAUUGAAGAAAAGCAAGGGACUUGAGGAUUUGAAAGCAAGGGCUGGGAGUUCAAAUGGUGGCCUUUGAAAAUGUCUGUAAGGUCGUACGAGUCAGUAGACCUACUAUUGUCUUUAGUUAAGUAUUUACUUGUGUUUUCGUUGUAGCAGACUCUUCUUUAUGGGAGGCCAUGCCUCAGUUACUUUCUCUUAUGCCUAAGACACUCGAUGGAAAAUAAAACAUCUGUGAUUCAAUCUGACGCAGGACAAAUCAAUUUGGCUUGA